GUCAUAAUAACACGGACAUUUAUCGCCAUUACGAUGCCUCCAAAAACUUUCGUUUUAUUUCUUUUACUAGUAACAUGUAUGGAACAUAUUCAAGCUUGUAGGGACGGCUGGGUACAGCAUCAAGAUAAAUGUUACAUGUUCAGCAUGUUAGCUGAACCAUGGCCAGCAGCCUCGAGUAUAUGCCAAGCCUACCACACAUAUUUAGCAGAGCCAAAGACCAUGUCUGAGAUGAACUUUAUCUCUGGAUUUGCUGAACAUUUAGGGAAGGACUACUGGCUAGGUAUUUCGGAUAUUAUAAAUGAAAAUCACUGGGUUUAUUCCUCUAAUAUGGACGAUAUUUCUAUAAAUAACUGGGGGAAAAACGAACCCAAUGGUCACACUGGUGAGAAUUGCGUCCUGGCGGUAGCGGGCUUACAUUAUAAAUGGGAAGACUACCCCUGUGAUACAGUAAAACCAUUCGUGUGUGAAAUGCCUCUAGGGUCUGAUUCUGGGGAGUCCGUUAUUGGGUAACAAGUCAUCUAAUGCAAUCUGUGAAAGUAUUUUAUCUGAAAUUUGAUCAGAUGUCAAGUAAUAUAAAAUAAAUUAGUAA
Saccostrea cuccullata (small rock oyster) is the source of this 589-nucleotide messenger RNA. RefSeq names its product perlucin-like. Lineage: Eukaryota; Metazoa; Mollusca; Bivalvia; Ostreida; Ostreidae. Gene Ontology annotation, molecular function: signaling receptor activity. The transcript is spliced from 5 exons. The record is from RefSeq and is a predicted model, not a curated record. Bases 34 to 510 code for a protein of 158 amino acids.